AUGAAUGGAUAACAAUUCCGAAAUUCGGAGGGUGGGAACGUAACCCUCCAGGAUCUACCAACUAUUCCAUGGAGUUCUCACAAGCUCGAGCCAACAGGAAGAAACGAAAGGCUGAUGUUUGGCGUAGUCUUGGAAACGAACUCGAUUUAACUGCGGAUUCAUUACGACAAGACACCCAAGAUUCUGUCUUUGCCAACGGGAAGCAACAAAAGACGAAAAGCCUGGGAAACGAGCAGGAUUUCAUCGCUGCUUCAUUACCUCCUCGUCAUCCUCGACAACGAGACCAUGAAGAUUUUGUCACCGUCAAUGAUAAGGUACAAAAGACACAAAGCCUAGGAAACGAGCAAGAUUUCAUCGCUGCUUCAAUACUUCCUCAACUGCCUCAACGACAAGACCACAAUGAUUUUGUCACGUUGAAGUCGGAAUUGCAAGGUCGAGCCAACAGGAAGCAACAGAAGAAAGAUGUUAGUCGUAGCCUAGGAAACGAGAAGGAUUUCAUCACUGCAUCGUCACCUCGUCGGCAAGACAACAAUGAUCCCGGGAUGAACAAGAAGUGGAUGUCGGUUCCUGAAUUUGGUGGCUGGGACAAACAACCUCCUGGUGCUACAAACUACUCCAUGGUUUUCUCACAAGCUCGAGCCAACAGGAAGCAACAAAAAUCUGAUGUUUUCCGUAAUCUUGGAAACCACCGCGAUUUUACAGCCGAUUCAUCACCUCAACCGCCGCAGCCUCACCAACAAGCCGACAAUAACGACCAAGAUUCUGCAGUCACCAACUAUGCGUGGAUGCUCGUCCCCGAAUUCAGAGGGUGUGAUCGGAAAUCCACCGGAUCGAUGGACUACUCGACGGUGUUCUCGAAAGCUCGAGCCAACCGGAAACGACAAAUGAGUGGUGAUUGGCGUAGCUUAGGAAACGACGACGAUUUCAUCACUGUUUCAUUACCACAUGAACAACCACCUUACCAAAAAAAACAUAAGAAGAGAAACAAGAUAUUUGCUUUCCUUCUUUGCUGCUUUUGGCAAUGAAAUUCUCCGAAUUUCAGACAUUGAUUUGGCACGACAAGACAACUAAAAUCCUGGGAUUGCUAAAUUAAUUGGCCUUCAUCUGUU
Gossypium raimondii (Peruvian cotton) is the source of this 1109-nucleotide messenger RNA. RefSeq lists its product as uncharacterized. The record is from RefSeq and is a predicted model, not a curated record. The transcript is spliced from 7 exons. NCBI's taxonomy places the organism in Eukaryota, Viridiplantae, Streptophyta, Magnoliopsida, Malvales, Malvaceae. The coding region runs from base 69 to 1025 and encodes 318 amino acids.